AUGCAUUUUCUGCCCACCGACAUGGUCUGUCAGACGAAGAUGGUCGCGGACGAGGAGAUGCCGCCGGCGAAAGGGGACGGGAUCGCCGUCUCCAGCCAGAUCUGGCUCCCAGCGCCUCCGCCCUCAGCCCCGGCUCCAGCCCCGGCUCCGGCCGGCCCCGAGACGGCCCCAGCCCCGGCCCCGGCCCCGGAGGGAGCGGGAGGCGGCCAGCGCCGGGCGGGGAAGCCGGAGCCGGCGCUGCUGAUCCGUGAGUUCCAGCCCACAGACCGGCCGAGCGUCCGCCGCAUCUUCCGGGAGGGGAUCCUGGAGAGGGUCCCCAACACCGCCUUCAGGGGCUUAAAACAACAGCCUGGCAUCCUGCUGCUGUACACCUGCUUCACCAUAAUGUGCUUUUAUCUGACCAAGUCCGCGCUGCUGACCUGCUGUGUGCCCACCUUACUAUUGGGCAUGAGAUAUUACUACAGUAGGAAAGUUAUCCUCAGCUAUCUUGAGUGUGUACUACAAACCGACAUGUCAGAUAUAGAGCAAUAUUACCUGAAACCUACAGGUUCUUGCUUCUGGGUGGCGGUUCUGGACGGCAAUGUCGUGGGGAUCGUGGCGGCCAGGGGCAACGAGGAGGACAACGUGGUGGAGCUGCGCCGCAUGUCGGUGGACUUUGAGCAGCGGGGCAAGGGCAUCGCCAAGGCUCUGGGCCGCAGGGUGCUGGAGUUCGCCAUGCUCAACAGCUACUCUGCGGUGGUGCUGGGGACCACCGCGGUCAAACCGGCCGCCCACAAGCUGUAUGAGUCACUGGGCUUCCGCUACGUGGGCAUCACUGAACAUUACGUGCUGCCGGGCAUGAGCCACUCCUUCCUCGAGAAGAUGUUUUUCCAGCUUCGUUACCACCGCUACCGGCUCCUGGUCCGUGAGGAAUAA
Hemiscyllium ocellatum (epaulette shark) is the source of this 915-nucleotide messenger RNA. RefSeq names its product N-acetyltransferase 8-like (gene aspnat). Gene Ontology annotation, molecular function: L-aspartate N-acetyltransferase activity. Lineage: Eukaryota; Metazoa; Chordata; Chondrichthyes; Orectolobiformes; Hemiscylliidae. The record is from RefSeq and is a predicted model, not a curated record. The transcript is spliced from 3 exons. The coding region runs from base 1 to 915 and encodes 304 amino acids. Gene Ontology annotation, cellular component: mitochondrial membrane.